CAGGUCCGCUGGUGUUCAACCUCACCAACCCGCCACCGCUCCUCAUUCUUUUGCAAAUUUACUCUCUUGCUCUGCCGUUGAUGUCCAAUAUUUCGCUCCUUCCGUGACGUAAGGCGGCCUCUCGGGUCGAAUAAACUGCAUCGAAAUAGAGAAACUUCUCAAUCUCGAAAUGUUCAGAAAUUAUACUCCCGAGGAACAAUUGAUUGACCUUAAUGUUGCCCUCCGGAAGAAAGACUACACCAUGGCAUCAUCACUCCUGCACGGCUUCCUCUCCAAGAACCCCAACGGAAGGACCUUCCAGCAGUGCUGCAUGGUGCACAAGCUCGAAGAGGAAUCUCAUGGACCGAACUGCUGCCGUGAAGAAUUCUGCGAUGAGGACCAUAGAGAAAGCCCAGACGCCGGUCGCCAAAAGGCCAUUUCAUUGGUAACGGAAUCGGGAGCGUUGGACAUUUAUUUCGCAUGGCUUGCCGGUCAGUUCCCAGAAAGAAAGCCUGAAACCCUUCGCUCCGUGUUCGAAGCGCUCAAGGGCCAGGUCGACGUACCAAUCGACACAAUCCGAAUGUUUGCUCGGUGUCUGAUAUCGAGAAAAGAGUCUCUGACCUGCGGUGCCGCCGUCAAGAUGUAUGACGAUGAGAAAGAGAAGGUCUUUACAUCAUGGUUUCAAUGCCUUGCAGAUAAGUGCCAAGGGCGAUCCGGGAUAAUCAGGGCUUUACCAGGGGAGGGCCGCCCUUUAUAUCUCCUGGACCAGAAUUCGGCGAUGGCCGCUCUUGCAGAAGCUCCCGACGUGACAAUACUCAUUCGCAGUGAACACAAUACGGAAGAGGGGAUUGUAGAGGAGGGAGAAAGGGCCGAGCAGCAAUUCAUGAAGGAGGAUAGACUUCAUGUCCACAGCACCUGGGUGUUUCCCCGCUUUCGGUGGUUAGAGAAAUGUUUAAGCAGCGGCAUGAAGGAGUCCGCGGACCGCACCAUUGACCUCACGAACGAAGUGCCCCGAGUGGUACGCCGGGUGCUCUUGUACACCUAUACGGGGAUCUACGAUGUGGAUUUUUUUACCGACGAUCAUCUCUUCCACGUACAAAUGUUUGCGUUUGCAGAGCUCCACUCACUCGAUCAUUUGAGGGACGAGGCGCUUCGCCGCCUUUGGAUGUCCCUCAGUACUCUCGACGGACAGCGCGACACCAUUUGCGUACGAAAGCCAGAGCUGAGCAUUUCUGACCAAGACAAGCUGUCCGAGAUUCUUGAGGCCCUAGAGGACUAUCAAGGUUUUGACGGUAUUGUACGCAUGGCAACUCGGGUCCUUCAUUGUGUCAAAGGCACCGUCACAACGAACAAACUGCAGCGUUUCUACCUCGAGAGCGCCUUCGUUCCGAUGUUGACCCUCACCUGUCGCAAAGAAGAUCCUGAAAAUAUCUGCUUCGAUUGUCCCGGGCGAUGGAUGUGGCUCGAAGGUUGUAUCCACGGAGGGAGGUGUAAAAACAAUGCGUGUGUCCAUGAUACGAUGUGUGAAGCCUGUUAUGGAAAGCCAGGUGUACAGGAACAGGUGCAGAUCGUUUGAGGUUGCUAGAUACUUGAGAAUCAGUCUGACGACAGACAUGUCUGCAUGAUCCGAUCAAAUCAUCCAAGGGAAUACUGAGCUCGUCAGCUUGUGCUCCGAGUUCAAGAUGUUCAAGGCCAAUGCUGCCUAUCCAAAAUGUGGUUCAUUAUUCUAUAGGGCAAUCUGCAACCCCAACGCCAUGCAAAGACUUUCGAUUUGUCUAUAUUUUUUGGCAUCAAUCAAUAGAUCUCCUCGCCCUCA
Messenger RNA from Cladophialophora immunda, 1795 nucleotides. RefSeq lists its product as uncharacterized. NCBI's taxonomy places the organism in Eukaryota, Fungi, Ascomycota, Eurotiomycetes, Chaetothyriales, Herpotrichiellaceae. The record is from RefSeq and is a predicted model, not a curated record. Bases 170 to 1555 code for a protein of 461 amino acids. The transcript has 3 exons.